Messenger RNA from Solanum pennellii, 2422 nucleotides. RefSeq names its product protein downstream neighbor of son homolog. The record is from RefSeq and is a predicted model, not a curated record. The coding region runs from base 219 to 2135 and encodes 638 amino acids. Lineage: Eukaryota; Viridiplantae; Streptophyta; Magnoliopsida; Solanales; Solanaceae. Gene Ontology annotation, cellular component: nucleus. The transcript is spliced from 14 exons. Gene Ontology annotation, biological process: nuclear DNA replication.
UUCAAAUCCCCCAAAUCCCUUAUUUCCAAUUUCGUUUUCCCUCUUUCACCAUUCCUCUUCCCCCCACCGGAGAUAUCACUCCGCCGUGGCUCAGCCUCUGCCGGUGCCGUCGAUUCACUCUUAAUGCUAUCGAGGGCAAUAGAUGAUUCGAAUGUUUAGGUUGAUAGGUUUUUGAACAAUUUGUUUUGGUUGUAUUUGCUAAGUUGAAGUGGAAGAAGAUGGCUGCGAAGGUUGCUGCUGCGGGUAUGGUACAUCAAUCAAAUGCACUUAAUUUUGGUGGUGGUGGUGGUGGUAGUUCUAAGGUCACUACUACCACAUUGAAACGAAAAACUCCAUCGGAGUUGCGGGGAGAACAAUUGAAGAAAAAGAAUAUUGUGGAGCUUGUGGAUGAAUCAACAGUCCCUAAUGGUGUCCCAAUGAGUGGUCUUUUCCCAGGGCCCAAGAGAUGCGAUGUAUCGAAGAACCCAAGAUAUGUCGAUACUCGUGUGGACGAGCUAUUUCCUGCCAGAAAAAGUAGCAUCAGGCUUAAAUUGGUUUCAAGAAAAGAAAAUGGCAAGGAAAAUUUUCAAGAAGAGAAUAGUGGUAAUACUAAAAAUUGUUCUAUUCCUUCAGCUUUCCCUGCUGAGAAUCAACAGCGAUCUAAAUGCCCAAAAUUCUCUCUUGCUUCAAGUGUAACUGGAAAAGAUCAUGCUACCGAAACUUGUAGCACAAGUGAAAGGUGCAGUGAGAAUACUUUCCGCAGUGUCACUGAGCUGUCACUGGGUAGUGUAGAUGUACAUGGCUUGUCUACUGUUGAUAUGGAUAAAGCCUUAAGAGGACUGGCUACUCAUGAGCAUCUAGGUGCUGCUGCUAAAAUUGCUGAAUCCUUUGAAACUGAUGGUGGUAUUAGGUCAAAAAAUUUCUGCCCAGAAUUCCAUGUCCCAUGCAAGAUGACCCCAUUGGAUUUGACGAUGAAAACUAACAUACGAGUUGUAUCCUCAUCUUCCAUCAAUUGGUUUCAUAGGUUGAUCAAUUGUGGCGCUAACAAUGUGGUGGCGAGGUCCUCAGUUAAUUGUUUCACGAAACUAAAGAUGACCAGUUUAUCUGAAGUGACUUCUGUUUCCCAAGCGAUUAAUCCAAUGUCAUUGCAUUCCUGGAUGUAUCCUCAGUCUCCUCUACCGCCUUCAGUUAUAUCAGCUUUAACCUUGUCUGCUUCAGUGGGAGGGCAACUGGACUUUUUAAGUGAAAGGCAGCUAGCAUGGCAGGAUUCGUUUCGAAGUUUAUAUUACAUGCUUCGGAAGAAUGUUUGCAGCAUCUUCUACGUUUGCACUGCUCAGUUUGUGAUCAUGUUCACCAGUUCUUAUUCAGAGGAGAACAAAUAUGUUUGUAAUGCAUAUAUUUCUCAGUCAACCCGGGGUUUGAGGUCAUUACUCAAAGAACAUGAUGUUUCUUAUUCUAUGCCGCUUUGCCACUCAAAGUUGGAGGAGCUUAAUACAGAAGAACUGGUUGAGCUUUCAGAGAUUGAGAAACAAAAUCUGGGCCAGACUAGGCGUCGGAGUGCAAUGUCCGAUGUGGAUAAUAGGCCAGAUUCUUUGCUGGCAUUCACUGGAAAUAAGACUGUUCAUUCUUUAUAUGACUUUCUGUUGAAUUAUCGAUAUUUCUUGACUUCUCUAACUGGUGUGGAUGUCCCUGAAUUGUAUUCACCUGUCCCAUUUGAGAAUGCUGCACUCACUGCUCCUGAGGUCAAAUGCAAGGAGGUCAGGAGAAUUGAUCAGGCAGCUUUUCAAGGAAUGGAGUCAAAUGUGACUUGUGAGCCUAAUCAACAACCAUCUUCUGGGAUGUGCUAUAGUGUUGAAAUUAAGGGCCGAUACCUUGCCCCAUGGGUAACCUCUGCUAUAUGUGAUGCUUUCAGCUCUAACAGCACAAGUUUUGAGGCUAGUUUUAUCACAGAGCCAGCUUCGGUUAACUUGAAUGCCAGUCUCGGCAUUACUGGGAAAUAUUCUGAUCCUCAAGUUUCAGCAACUGAAGCCUUGGACAAGGAUAACCUUUGUUUCGGUAUCCCAAAUACCAAAUCUUGUUCCCAGAUGAAUUCAGGUUUCUUAAAGGGGUUGAAGUACAAUGGUGGUUCUUACACUGCUUUUCUUUCACCGGUUUGACACCCCCCGUCUGCAACACAUUCUGGGUAAAUUAUAAACUAUCAUCUGUUUUUUGCUGCAAUACAUCUUUACCGUUGUAAAAAUUGUUCGUGUUUCAACAACCUUAUGUCAAAUUCCUGUUGUAAAAUUGUUCAGUAAUCGUUCGAGCAUUAUAGCUGUGCAGGAUUUGCAAAAUGUUGAUGAUCAAUACUUUUGAUUUCUGGUGUAUGGGGUUUUUGCUGUACUGAAAUACAUUGCACUUGAUUGAGCUUAUUAUGCUGUCAUAAAUCUGCAGAUUUUGCUCUAAG